CGCCAGGAUAUGUGAACGUUACAGUAUUAUUUUGCAUCGGAAUGGGAAGCUGCACAUUUUAAAUACCGGUCCCUCGAACAAUCUAGAGAUUCCACGCGCGUCAACUCGCGGCGACGACAGCAGGAUGCUGCUGCCGGAGAAGCGCGUGGGCGUCUGCGACCACGAGGCGCUUGUUGGCCAUGGAAGGGUCCGUGGCAUCGCGGUCGUCCAGGUGCAAUGUGCUCAACAGCGCGGCACUCUUGUCAUACCGUCCCAGUGCCCAUUCGCAGCGGGCCAUGUGAAACACAUUUUCCCAUUCGUGCUCCACGUUGGCCUGCAUCAAAGCGUAAGGUGUUCUUCGAGAAGAGCUGGCGGCGCGGAUGGAGAAGGCGUACCAAGCGACCGUACACGUCCAAUGCGGCAGCAUGGUUGCCCAGCAGCGAGUACACUUCAGCUAAGAGGAUCUUCGCAAGCCAAGAAGAGCAUUCAGCUUUUGGGGCAAUCAAGACCAGGCGCAUGCACGGUACCAUGUUUUCCCGAACUUCCGUGUCGUCGUAUUUCAAAGCGCUUUCCAGGCACCCCACGACGCGCUCGAGUGUUGCUGUGUCGUCUUGGGUGUCGAGAACGAGAGUGUGGGCCAGGUGUGUGUACGCUCGUCCAAACGACGGGUCCUUGGUGAUGGCAUUUGCGAACUCAUUGCUACAUCAGCACACAUUCAUUAUAAGUUGUUUCCAGGUUUGCACCUUACCAAGCGGCUGUGGUGUUGCCGAGUGCGAGCAACGACAACGCAUACGAAAAGUGUUCCAUCGCAACAUCAUGUCCUUUUAGGGCAAGUACUGCGUCGUCGCUCGCAAUGAAGCGAUCCCCAAGCGCUUUGCUCACACGUUUCACUUCCUCAGUCUCGUCGCCACUGACCUUUGUUGCAUCGACGACACGAAGGGUUGCCUUGUCAAGGGGGGUUGAGUAAUCGCCUCGGCGAAAGCGGAGGAUGCCCUUCAAGGCGUCCCAGAACGUCGCGCUGUCGAACACCUCGGGUGGUGGUGGAGGUGGUGGCUCUUCCACGACGACCGGUGCUUCCACCGGCUGCUCCACCACCGCCUGCUUCGCGCGCUUUCGGCGCAGGAAACUCAACCGCCCGCCCAUAUGGAGAUGUGGCAAUUGAAACGGCUGAUGUAUCCGGAUACCGCGACGUUCCGGAUGGCGAACGUUCGUAUCCGGAUUGCCGCCAUUUUCACACGAGGUGGCGGCAUGAGGGUGGACACUCCGGAGAUCCGGUGGCAUUACGGUCCAACGGGGCUGAACGAAGCAGUCCUGACCAUCGACUACCUGCGGCGGCCUAUCUUGCCGUCUGCUGCAACGGGUGGAGAGAUCGACACCAUGAGCUCGACGCCUGUGGCGGCAGAUGUGCCGUCCUCUUCUUCCCGUAGUACACCCCAGCAAACAUCGCUCCCGACUGUGCUUGCAACGGCAGGAUCUGACAAAGAAGUGCGGCUGUGGAUCAUGCCAACAGACGAUCCAUUGCCUGUCUUCGUGUACACCCUGUCAGCCCACGAUCGCAGCGUGAACUGCGUUCGGUUCUCUCCUGACGGGUCCAUCCUCGCGUCGGCAAGUGACGAUUCCACAAUCGUGCUGUGGUCGCGACCGAAACAUUUGGUCGAUGACGACGCUUCGUCGUGGGACUGGAGUACCGUCGCCAGCAACAGCGACGUCGGCCGCGUCCUCCUCGCCUGCGGUCACAAGGGCGACAUCACCGACCUGAGCUGGUCCCCCGACAGCCAGUACUUGUGCUCCGUGUCCGUCGACAACACCGCGUCGAUUUGGCACGUGCCGACUGCGAAAUUGAUCGAGAAGCGGAAGGACCAUUCGCAGUUCGUCCAGGGCGUGGCAUGGGACCCCCUCAGCGAAUUCCUCGUGACGACGGGCAACGACCGGUCCGCCCGCAUCUACGCUCUCCACGGGUACCAUGGCUUUCCAACGUCUGGAGCCCCUGCAUCGAAAAAGAAAAAGUGCCAACUCCUGCACACGAAUCGAUCGCUCGGGCCAAAAGACUGUGCCGCUGCUGUGACUGCGUCGACCGUGGCUGACACACCCGUGGCACACCCCACAUCGUCCGACCUAGUCAAAGCUCCAAAGCAACUCCUCUUCCACGACGAUACCUUUCCAUCCUUCUCACGCCGACCAACGUGGACCCCCGACGGAAACUUUUGCAUCUUCCCAGCAGGACUCGCCCCUCGCGACGACUCGACACAUGCCACACCAACACACACCGCUUACGUCUAUGCGCGGGGCAACUUGCUUGAGCCCGCCUUCCACCUUCCUGGCCAUGAAAAGGGCGCGUUGGCCAUCCGUUGCAGCCCCGUGCUCUACGCCCUUCGCGGCGUCCCCACGGCCCGCAACACAUUUGGGCUCCCGUACCGCGUCAUCUUUGCCGUCGCGACGCUUACGUCCGUCGCGAUUUACGACUCGCAGCUUCCUCGCCCGAUUUGCGUCGUCGACCGAGUUCAUUACGCCGACUUGACAGACAUCAGCUGGUCCGCCGACGGAACAGUCCUGGCCGCCGCCUCCCUCGACGGCUACGUGAGCUUGAUCACGUUGACGGAGGCUGACGUCGGCGCGCCUGUGCCGCCCGAAGAUUUGACCAGGCUCUUGGCAGCCCAGCGCGCCAAGAUGAUGCACAACAUGCCGCGCGGCCGAAAGAAACCUCCCGCCACAGUGUCCCCCGCUCCGCCACCUGCCCCAGCAACGACUACGCCCGACAAAAAGGACACACUCGUUGCGAAGAAACUCAAACCGUCCGACGGAGCCACGACGUCGAUCCGGCAAUUUACUACCGUCAUGUCUCCUGACGUGGCGUUCGACUCGGCCAACAUGCCCAUGACUAGCGUCCCCCCCGACCAGUCUGACGGAGCACUGCCGCCGAUGGUCCACACCGUCGCGGUCCGAAAAAAGAGGAAAAUCGCGCCAGUCUUGGUCACAGCGACGCCCGCCAGGACUGUCGCACGUGCCAACGACUCGUCAAAGCACAGCGCCACGGGGAUGGCAGCGUCCCCGACGAAGAGCAUUUGCACGUCAUCUGCUGCUGCUACCCCCAUCGACUUGACCAUGGACGCCAGCGCCGACGGAUCAGAGACCAUCGACGAGGCCAGGAACAACUCGAGUGACACGUAAAGCACGUGAUCAUGUUUAUGGCAAUUCAAACACUUUGAUUGUCUUGAACACGACAAAGUACCCGUACGCGGCGCCGAGAGCAGCCAGCACGAUGAUGUUGACCCAGUUGAGCACCGAGUGACUCUCGGGCGACGACACCUGCGCGCGGACAAGGGCAGCUGCUUGCAGGAGAAAACAGAGGCAGUACGCUUGGCAGAACGUCUUGCGAAUCAGUGCAUCACCCACGAGCCGCGUCUUCCACACGAGCCACCCCUGUGCCAACGUCAACGCGCCGUACAAACGGACGACUUCAUGCACGAGGUGGCCGUACUCGGACGCCCCAAGCGCCGACAUGGCAAGGGAGUGCGGGAGGACGAGACAGCUACCGCCGAUGACAAUCGCAAUGCCAGCAUGUACGAUGAAGAGCGUGUCCAGGCGCCGGCGCACUUCGGUCGUUGACCCUGUGUGCGAUAGCAGCACUUGGUCCCACCACGAUGGCGGCCGUCCUGCCAUCGCGCGAUGUGCCUGUGUGGAGUGUCGUCAGGAUUUAAUAACGUCCGGAUAAUACAAUAAACAAUGGUCAAA
This is a messenger RNA of Aphanomyces invadans, 3711 nucleotides long. RefSeq lists its product as hypothetical. Gene Ontology annotation, molecular function: protein binding. The transcript has 4 exons. Lineage: Eukaryota; Oomycota; Saprolegniomycetes; Saprolegniales; Verrucalvaceae. Gene Ontology annotation, cellular component: CAF-1 complex; nucleus. Bases 1123 to 3147 code for a protein of 674 amino acids. The record is from RefSeq and is a predicted model, not a curated record. Gene Ontology annotation, biological process: nucleosome assembly; DNA replication-dependent chromatin assembly.